Molecule: messenger RNA, 2092 nt
Organism: Sorghum bicolor (sorghum)
Lineage: Eukaryota; Viridiplantae; Streptophyta; Magnoliopsida; Poales; Poaceae
Product: palmitoyl-acyl carrier protein thioesterase, chloroplastic
Exons: 7
Coding region: 333-1595 (420 amino acids)
Biological process (GO): fatty acid biosynthetic process
Molecular function (GO): acyl carrier activity; fatty acyl-[ACP] hydrolase activity
Source: RefSeq, a predicted model, not a curated record
GCCACUGCCAGCGGAGAAAGGGAGGUCGACCGGCCCCGCUGCCCCUGCCCCUGCCCCUGCCCCCACCGCAGCGCCACCGAAGCCGCCAGACACCACCACCCCACAUCCGCCAGAAGCCUCUCCCUCCCCCCACCUCAUCGGCGCGCCGCCAAUGGCCGCGUGGUGAAGCGCACCUGUGCCGACGGAAGAAGCAGGCUGCAGGCACCAACAGCCAAGCCCCCGCGCUCUGCCCUCGCCGCGGCCGCCCUCCCACUGCCACGGAAGGUUGUGGAUCCCGGAUUCAGACAGGUGCCAACCAUUCGAUUUGAUUUGGGGCGGAGGAGUACUUUCCUAUGGCCGCCUCCAUCGCGGCCUCGUCCUUCGUUCCAGGGUCGCCGGCGCCGGCGCCGGCCGCUCCUAAGAGCGGCCUUGGGGAGCGCCCAGAGAGCCUGGACGUCCGCGGCGUGGCGGCGAAGCCGGGAGCCUCGUCGAAUGCCGUGAGGGCGGGCAAGACGCGCGCCCAUGCUGCCGUCCCCAAGGUGAACGGUGGGGGCAAGUCUGCGGUGGCGGAUGGGGAGCACGACACCGUACCUUCCUCGGUGCCCAAGACUUUCUACAACCAGCUUCCCGACUGGAGCAUGCUCCUUGCGGCCAUCACGACCAUCUUCUUGGCCGCCGAGAAGCAGUGGACGAUGCUUGACUGGAAGCCCAGGCGGCCUGACAUGCUCACUGACACCUUUGGGUUUGGCCGGAUCAUACAUGAUGGGCUCAUGUUCAGGCAGAACUUCUCCAUUAGGUCCUAUGAGAUAGGGGCGGAUAGGACGGCAUCUAUAGAGACGCUGAUGAACCAUUUGCAGGAAACAGCACUUAAUCAUGUGAAGACCGCUGGGCUGCUAGGUGAUGGAUUCGGCUCCACACCAGAGAUGAGUAAAAGAAACUUGUUCUGGGUGGUUAGCCAAAUGCAGGCCAUCGUCGAGCGUUAUCCAUGCUGGGGUGAUACUGUUGAAGUAGAUACAUGGGUUAGUGCUAAUGGUAAAAAUGGAAUGCGAAGGGAUUGGCAUAUACGUGAUUCUAUAACAGGCCACACGAUACUGAAGGCAACAAGUAAAUGGGUUAUGAUGAACAAACUUACUAGGAAGCUUGCAAGAAUUCCAGAUGAAGUGCGGACUGAAAUAGAGCCAUACUUUUUUGAGCGUUCUGCUAUUGUUGAUGAAGACAACCGCAAGCUUCCAAAACUGCCAGAUGGUCAAAGCACUUCUGCAGCUAAAUAUGUGAGGACAGGGCUGACUCCUCGGUGGGCUGAUCUUGAUAUAAAUCAGCAUGUCAAUAAUGUUAAAUACAUUGCGUGGAUUCUUGAGAGUGCACCGAUAUCUAUUCUUGAGAAUCAUGAACUGGCGAGUAUUGUGCUGGAUUACAAAAGGGAGUGUGGCCGGGAUAGUGUGCUGCAGUCACACACCUCUGUGCAGACGGAUUGCAACAGUGAGUCUGGAGAAACAACCUUGCACUGUGAGCAUGUGCUGAGCCUUGAAUCAGGCCCGACCAUGGUAAAGGCCCGGACCAUGUGGAGGCCUAAGCGAACCAAGGCCCAAGAAACAGUGGUUCCAUCUUCAUUUUGAGUUGUGUGAGAUGUUGGGGAUGUGAUUUUGGCAACAAACUAUUUGGUAAAAGAUCAGAAUGGUUACCAGUGUCCUCUAUUGUGGAAGCAAAUCACACAAGGCAAGCAAGAUCUAAACUAAUUUAAUUAUGAAGUGUGAAAAAUAGAGGAGAUACAAGUGGGUCACAUGGAGGAGGAGACAGAACCGGGGAGAUCGAAUACAAAGGAGGCUUCCUGUGCAUGGUUUGUUCCUGUUUUUUCUUUUCCUUUUGAGUUCUUUCUUACGACAAUCUUCGGUCGCACAAAUGGGUGUUGUAAGUAUUGAUCUGUAGCUACAAGUGUAUGAAGGGGAGCAAGUGUUUCCCGUACAUGUUCCUUCUGGGGCUAUGUCCAUAUGUUAUAUAAGCCCCUUGAAAACAGCUUUGUCGCAGCCAUAUUCAUUCAGAGAAUUUGAAUCUCGUAUAUUGUAUUUUUCUGAUAUUAAAAUUGGAUAUUAUUACUCUUCUCCAGGCUGAUAAA